Messenger RNA from Drosophila simulans, 1176 nucleotides. Its product is annotated as salivary glue protein Sgs-3. The coding region runs from base 43 to 423 and encodes 126 amino acids. The record is from RefSeq and is a predicted model, not a curated record. The transcript has a single exon. Lineage: Eukaryota; Metazoa; Arthropoda; Insecta; Diptera; Drosophilidae.
AAAAGAGCACAUUAGGACCAACACCUAAAGAAUCCAUUAGAGAUGCGUUCGCAGAUAACUAUCUUCCUCGCCGUCGCGGCUUUCGUUUCAACUGCCUGGGCAGCGUCUGGUCCUGCCGCAACUCCGCCCGCUGAUCCUGCUACUCCUCCGGCUACUGAUCCUGCCACUCCUCCGGCUACUGAUCCUGCCACUCCUCCGGCCACUGAUCCCGCCACGCCCACUACUCCAACUACUCCCACUACUCCCUCCGCAUCCGAUAGCAGCACCACCGCACCCACCACCGUGGCUCCCACCACCAAAAAACCAAGUGAGAAGAAGAAGAAGGUUGUCCACUACAAGAAGAAGACCCACAAGCCGAUCAGACGCCGCAGGAUCCGCCACUCAAGCGAAGGCAAGAGGAAGAAUCGAUCGCGUCGGGACUAAGAAGGACACCUCAUUUUGAACACCGUUGAACAUUUUGAAGACCCUGAAAAUCUACUAGAACGACCCACAAGAACAGUUUUAAACCAACUGCUACUUUACUAUUAUUAUGUUGUUAUCAUAUUAUUAAGAAAUUAAAUGCUUAUUUUAUAAAAGGAGUUUGAAGAUUUUGUUAUUUAAAAGUAGAAUUACUUAAAUGCAAGCUAAGGUCCAUUCAUUCAUUUUUUUAAAUAUCUUUACCCGUAUAUGAGUUUAUAAUAUAAUUUUAUCGUUUCAUCUGAUUUAUAGCAACUAACAAUACUUCAUUCAAAUAUUUCCUGAUGCUUGACUAUUUUAGUCCAGAAUAAGUCAAAAAAUUAAGUUAAUCGCAGACACUAAGGUUUGUAGCAAAGAGGCAAGGCAAUAACCAUUAAGCCAAGUGCCUCGACUAUCAGAUACCCGUUAAAAGCGACACUUUGUCUUUCAAUCUUUGGAAUGACUAGAAACUUCAUCCAUCAAUCAAAAUUAGUUGAAGUUCACAAUAUCUCGACGUUUAUACGGACAGUCGGACGGACGGACAGACGGAAAUGUCCGUCUAGCUUCGACUAGUGAUUCAGAUCGAGAAUAUACUAUAUAUGUUCGAAAACGAUCUAGUAUGCAUAAAUUUCCUUUUACUAUGCGAUAAUUUAGGCAUCAAAAAAGGUAUUCUUUUGAGAAUAUCAAAGCGUCAUUUAAUCUUGGGGGUAAUAUAAAAAUAAGAAUAAUAGGAAAUGAAGA